Messenger RNA from Cynoglossus semilaevis (tongue sole), 3949 nucleotides. Its product is annotated as zinc finger protein 271-like. The transcript has 6 exons. The record is from RefSeq and is a predicted model, not a curated record. The coding region runs from base 26 to 1381 and encodes 451 amino acids. NCBI's taxonomy places the organism in Eukaryota, Metazoa, Chordata, Actinopteri, Pleuronectiformes, Cynoglossidae.
GCAGUAAGGAUGUGUCCGCUUCAAUAUGUCUCCCACCAAAAUACUCAUUUCGCAGAAGAAGUGUUUUUCUCUUCGGAAGAAGAUCCCACAAAGCGGCCCAAUUUCUUUACAACCUGAAAAAAACUGUCUAAGAACCUGCAAAGCGACGAUGUACGCCAGAACCAACACCGGCAGCACACAUGGAGACUUUCCGGAUCGGAACGGAGUGAACUAUGUGACAUCGACAGAGUCCUUCGGUCACUGCUCUCAAUUGUUCUGGAAAAAGGAUCCAAACGACUCCGGACCAAGUUCGACCAUAAACUGGUGCGAUCAGCUCCCUUCGUCGUCAGCCGCCCUCACCAGCUCCAGUCUUUCCUCAACGUCACUGUCCAGCUCCAGCCUCUCCAUGGACUCCCGAGCACCAGGGACCGGCUCGUCUGCGACGACGCACUCGACAGAUGACCUGGAGGACUCGGACGAGAGGCCGUACGUCUGUGACCUCUGCACGUGUGCCUACAAGCAUGCCAGCUCCCUGCUCAACCACAAGCUCACCCACAGGACAGGAGAUUUCAAAUGUGACUUCUGCAGCAAGCCCUACACUAACUACAUGUCCCUGCGAAACCAUAUGCGAAUCCACGGUCAGAAGCGCUACAUGUGCGACCUUUGCGGGAAGGCCUUCCGGCUAGCCAGGUACCUCCGUAACCACCAGAGGAUCCACGACGACGGGCCCAAUCGCUUCGACUGUCCCUCCUGUUGUAAGAGCUACAGGACAAUGCUGGAGCUAGCUCAGCAUCGCUGCAGCGCGGCUGCGUCCAACCAGUCUGGCAGCCGUCGGUCCAAUUUCUCCAGUAACGCCCGUCGUCAGCAGCAGCGACAGCAGCAGCAGAACAACGCUAACUCCAUGAUGCAACAGCAGCACGGAGGACACGGUCAGCAGGAGGCGCUGCCCUCCCACUGUGUGUCACCCAUGUCUCAGGGAGGUCAAGGCAGCAACGUGGGCAGCCAGCAGGUGCCUGACCCCCACCAGGGUCAUUUUGUGUGUGUGUCCCGGCAGGUCCGACCCAGCUCUGUGUCUUCCCAGAGUAGCCAGCAGAGCAUGAGGAGCUCCUCCUCCAACAAGCACGUGUCCUCCUCCAGCGCCGCCCCGUCAUCCUCCUACUCUCUGCUCCAGCCCCUGGUGCCUGAGGUAAAGGAGAUGAGCUCGGGAUACACUAGGCUGAGCGUCAACUCCAUGCCGAAGCAUCAGGAAGCUUUCUCUCUGGCCCCCCAGCGGCCCCUCACCACCAUCAACCCCAUCGGCCACGCCCUGCAUCCCAACGGCGCGCCCACGCUCAAGCCCUCCCCCGUGCCACGCACCAUCCAGACCAUGCCGUGGGAGCAGCGCUCGCUCUACAAUCAAUGAGACCCCCGGCCCCUCCCACCUCACACCAACCCAGCCCUUAACGUCACAUCCGCCGCCAACGCCACGCCCUCGUCAUGGUCGCCUCUCCUUUGGGAUGUGUGGAGGAGGGAGGACUCCGCCCCUCGCCCCGGCCCCUCCUCCUGGGACCGUUGAGUUUGGGAUCAGGGGGCAGAGAACUGUUGAACUAGUUGACAUUGAUUACUGAGUAGUUAGGUUAAAAUGUGUUGCCUUCACCUUAUGUAUGACCUCGGCCUUGUACUGGAUAUAAGUUAAACUCCGCCCCCACCCUGCCCCCCCCUCCCCUCCCUCCCCCCACUCUAGUGAUGAGAAUAUCUAUCUGUCCCAUUAUUAAUGCCCUCCCCUUUUGCCCCAUGUUAAAUUACACAUUCGUCCCAGGGAGUCUGAACGCUCUGACGGGGUCAAAGUUCACUUUUUGAAGAAGUCCAAACAAUUUCUUUUUUUAGAUGAAAAGGUUCCUGGAAAGUCCAAUAGAAAAUGUGUGUGUGUGUAUGUGUGAGUGUAUGUGUGAGUGUGGGGGGGGGUGGAAUUUUUUUUUUUUUUUUGUAAUAAUAUUUUUUUAUAUUUGACACCACGUCCCCACAUGAAGCUGCAGGUUGGACAUCUGUGUAUGUGGUGCAGUGAGAGACGUCUCCAUCGGUCCACCACGUCUUUUCAUCUUGUAUUUAACCUUUUGACCCCUGGAGCUGCGGCGAGACCACGACACAGACACGGACACGUGUGACCAGCAUCAGAUUGAAGAGAUGGAGGGAAGGAAGGAAAAAAAAAAUAAAGACAGGUUCAGGAUGGGGGCGAGGGGGGGCGUCUCUGUGCUGCUGAGACGGGACGGGUCUUCAUCGUAGCAGCCGCGGACACGGACACACGGCGGGUGCGACCACCUCCUCCUGACGACGCUCACUUCUCCUGAAACGUGCUCACGACCGGAGGCACGUUGUUACUGUAGUUUCACUGACCUGUCGUUGGCUGGGAAUCGAACCUUCACCUCUCUGUCUCUUUGGUUUUUUUUUUUGUUUUUAAAAAAAUUUUUUUUUUUGUUCCAAACUCACAGUUUACACACCUUUGACUUUGACGGCACUCGGAAAAGAGUGCUGCACAACUGUUACUGUCACUGUGUCUCCCUCUUCUCUCCCUCUCCUGUCCACCAGGUGGACGUCAGACCCCGGUCACCACUCACACGAUCACAGCAGCAGACACUGGUGCCUGGAGUGUGGAUGUUACACUGCUGUACAUGGAUGCUGCACAGUAUGUGUGUGUAUGGACGUACGUAUGUGUGUGUGUGUGUGUGUGUGUGUGUGUGUGUUGAGCUCAGUUCCUGGUCCACUUCACUAACAGAGAAAAAAAACAUGUCACUGAUCCAGGAACAGUUUAAGUCCCUGUUCAGACCUGGUGUUAACGAUGGUCUGGUCCCGUGAAGACAGUGUUAACGAGGCUACGUUCACACUGCAGGUCAAAGGUCGUUUGUUAUGGCGUAAAUCACACUGUGAUUGAACAACAAAUUAUACACGUGUGCUGAUGUGUAAUAAUUAAUAAUGAUAAUUAAUAAUUAACAUUGGGGAACUUUAUGGUAACCACAGGCUGCCACAGGAGGCGCCACUAGGGACAUGUUCCUAGCAUCUACAUAUAUGUUAAAGUGCUGUAAUGUGAACGCAAAAAAAAGAAAAAAAUCCUGUUGAGCGACUAGACCUGCGGAGUGAACGUAGCCUCUGUUCUUCAACCGUGUCCCGGCUCCAUCUGCUGGGCCCAGAUGGAGGUUCAUCCACCUGGUUUCCAUCUCUGAUGUCCUGUCAGAUUUUAGGAGCAGAGUUUAUUUUGUUUUGUUUUUUAUUUUGUUUUUUUACAAAGAAAACGCUGAUCCUGAACCUGUGGCUGCAGCGAUGGAGUGACGACUCCGGCCACCAGGGGUCACUAGUUGGUGGGGACCAGGGUAAAAUGACCUCUUGGACUCAGAAGUAUCAGCACAAACUCCUGUGGUCAGCCGAGGCCUGAUCCACACACGAAGGGGUUUUUUUUUUCCUGUAUUAUUGCCUCACAGCCAACACUACAGAUCCUGACAUAUCCCAGAAUGCACUGGGAGCUGAACCCGAUUCUGCUAAUUACCACGUGUUUAUUGCAUCAACAGGAGCAGGUCAGACAUGUUUCAGAAACAAACUGCCGCUGAGACCAGCAUCGAACAGACUCAAAGUCAAACCGUUACAGAGUUUAACCGUUACAGCAGGACAGAAACGUGUCCUUAAAAAUAUAUCCUAAUUUGUGAAUUAAAGAAAAAGAAAAAAAACAACACCAGGUGUGAACGGGGUGUCAGUCGGAGUGACAGUCAGAACCAGGCCUCACUAGUGUUAACGCCUCAUUGUCGGUAGAUGUCGUUAGAUCGUCCUGCUAACACGGCGCUCACUGAAAUACCCACAAUUCUACUGACGUAUUUUUUUUUCUUCUUUUUUAAAAAAGUUGUUUCUAUUUUUAAUCCUUGUUUUCGUCGUUGCUUUCUCUCCUUGUAAAGUGUCUUUGAGUAUUUAGAAAAGUGCUAUACAAAUAAAAAAUGUUUUAUCAUGA